AGUAAUCAUGAAUUUACUCUCGCAUUUGUUUUAGUUUCACUUACACGCCUUGUUUUCGUUUCCAUUAUUUACUUGUUUCGCUUUCAGUUUCUUCCUUUUGGCUAAAAGUGAAACAGAAGACGACACACAUUAGCAAAUUAUUAGAAAGUUUGAAUUUAAAUUAAAGUGCAAUGGAGAAGCCUUUGCUGCUGGACAGCCAGGAGUCUGUAGAGGGCGAAGACGAACAUUUAGAGGAUGAGAAUCAAUUGGACAAGUUCACGGUGCGGCUGAAUGGACAACACGAUCUGGAGCAGCGGCUGCGUGACUUCAAGGCUGCCUGCGAGGCGCAUGAAAAACAUGCCAGGCGACGCAAGCGGCGGCGCUACUACCACAUGGGACUGAUGGCCAAACUGGUGACGGAGACAACGCCCGACGAGCUGCGACGUAUGCUGGAGAAUGGCACCUACACCUUUCAUGUGGACGCCGUGUCCAACAAGCCCGAGGAGCUCAAUGCCAUACUGGAGACGCUACACCUUGCCAUUGCGGAGCAUAUCGAGGAGCGGGAGCUGCGCCUAGCCACCGGCCUGGCUCUGGAGAUCAAUGGCGAGUGCUGUCGAGUGGGCAGACUGCGAAACAACUCCGCUGUGAUGCUGGCACGGGGCGCUGUCGUGACGCUGACCACGAACGAGGAAUAUCGCUACGGGGGCUACAAGGAGAUAAUCUUUGUGAUCAAUCUUCUGGCGUAUCUAAAGUCAGUCAAGAUCAACGACAUUCUGCUGAUUGGCCAUGAGGUGCGCUGCCGUGUGGUGAAGACGCUGCGCGAGGCCCUCACCGUGCUGAUCAUCGAUGCGGGUCUGCUAACGGGCUACGACUUUAUAGAGCUGCCAAGACAGUGCCAUGCGCUGGAUCCUGCUGUGUAUCCAGACCUCUACAUGCGGGACCUAAAGCUGGCCACUGAGCUGAAGGCCAACUUUGUGGUGCUGCCGAAAAUACGCUGCAAAAACUUCCUGAAGGCCGUUCGGCGGUCCAUCAAGGAGGAGUUUGACCUGAAGCUGAUUGGAAUGAUCGAUUUUGAGUAUGUGCGCACGAACAUGCUGGAUCUGCUGGGCAUUAUCAAGCUGUUGGAUUACAUCUGGAUACCGGACAUGUUCAAUGUGAGUUGCUGCGUCUACAACUACAUCAUGGAGGAUGUGCUGCCCAUUGCGCAGUGCCAGAAGAAGCCGGUGAUUGGCACGGUGCCACUCGAGCGCUGCAGCGACUUUAAGCGCUUCGAGUUGCACGAGUUCCUGUGGAAGAUCGACUGCAUACACAUCCAGAAGAGUGCGUGGUGCAACAAGUAUCCGUUGAUUGUCAAGAAACUUAUGCCCAUUCGCGACUAUCGCGUCGGCGUGGUCCAGAACAAGAUGACAGUGAAGAACAUUCUGACCUCGUUCCAGACGAUUGUGAACUUUAUCAUACGCACAAUCAGCUCCAUCGAGUGCCAAGCGGUGUUCAUCUUCACCAAGUGCGAGAAUGCCAGCGUUGCCUUGGCUCGCACAGAGAUAUAUUGCCCUGUUUUCCUUAUGAUGCCGCUGCUGGAUGAGGACGAUGAGGCCACCAUCAAGUGUCACUUUGAUCACGCUCGAGCGCUGCAUCUGCGCCGCAACAUGCAUCCCGUGCUGUACACGAAGGACCUGAACGAAUGCAACUACAGUCCGAUCGAGUUUGGUGUGGAUUACAUGCGGCGCAAGGGCUGCCUCGAGGUGGGUGACUUUGUGGUCACCCUGGAGGUGGGCAAGGAGGAUGAGGAGAAUGUGGUCAUUGGCAUUGGCGAGGAUGUGUGCAUUCUUCGCGCCUUCUACGUGUCUCCCGUGGAUGGUUGCGAGAAGUUCAAAUAUGGCACGUAAAGCAGGAGACUUUGUUUCGUGCAUUUGUGCAGAUUUAACUCCAAAUUAAAUAGUAACAGUAUUACUCA
This is a messenger RNA of Drosophila guanche, 1933 nucleotides long. RefSeq lists its product as uncharacterized. Gene Ontology annotation, cellular component: cytoplasm. Gene Ontology annotation, biological process: glycolytic process. The transcript has a single exon. NCBI's taxonomy places the organism in Eukaryota, Metazoa, Arthropoda, Insecta, Diptera, Drosophilidae. The record is from RefSeq and is a predicted model, not a curated record. Gene Ontology annotation, molecular function: magnesium ion binding; potassium ion binding; pyruvate kinase activity. The coding region runs from base 171 to 1865 and encodes 564 amino acids.